AUGUUGCAGCUUUUUGCAUUUUUAAACCACUCGCUCCAAUUUUCAAAAGUGUGUAGGAAAGUGGGUGAGGGGCAGCAAGGACAGCAAGGAGACAUUGGUAUUAAGGGAGAGCGAGGACAUCCUGGUGUAGAAGGAGAUCAAGGACACAAAGGAGAACCAGGAAAAACAAUCUAUGGGAGGCAAGGUGAUGUAGGAGAUCCAGGUUUACCAGGACAUCUUGGUAGAAGGGGACAAAAAGGAAUUCGAGCCCAACCUGAACAAUCUCCUUGUGAGCUAAUUAACUACAUCCGGAAGACCUGUCCUUGUUGUCAAGGACAAACCACCUGCCCUGUGUAUCCAACAGAAUUGGUGUUCGCACUGGACAUGUCCAAUGACGUGAAACCAGAAACCUACAAUAAAAUGAUAGAAAUUGUGACUUAUAUAUUGAAUAAUAUUACUGUCAGAGGUAAUAACUGUCCUACUGGUGCAAGAGUGUCUGUGAUGUCCUAUAACCAAUAUCCCAGGUAUCUGGUGAGGUUUUCAGAGUUCCAAAGCAAAGAAAAAUUGCUUAAUGUCAUAAAGAACAUACCUCUGGAAAGUUCCAGUGAAGUUCGCAGUAUUGGAAAAAGCAUGAGAUUUGUAGCCAGGAAUGUCUUCAAAAGAUCUCUACAAGGAGCCACUGUAAGAAAAAUUGCACUGUUCUUCAGCAAUGGUCGCACUGAUGACCCUGCUGCACUCAGCACAGCCAUCAUGGAAUACAACGCUCUUGAGAUCAUACCUGCAGUUAUAUCAUUUACCCCAGCACCUGCAAUCAAACGAUCCUUUUCAAUUGAUGAUUCGGGGACAUUUCGGUUGAUUGAGAUUUCUGCACAAGAUGAUUAUGAAUCUCAAGUACAGACCUUACUGAAGUGUACCCUUUGUUAUGAUACAUGUAAACCAGAUGUAUUCUGUGCGGAAAGUAGUUCUGUACUAAAAAAGGCACCUAUGGAUGUGGGUUUUCUCUUGGACAGUUCUUAUCACAUGACAGUUGAUGAGUAUGCAGCAGCAAGAAACUUCAUCGGCACAUUGAUUGACGGGCUUGAUAUUCCGAACACUGGUGCUCGAGUGGCUUUGGUUAGUAGUGCAACCCCCGGCUUUAGCCCAGACAAUGAAGGGAAGCCUUAUCUUGAAUUUGAUUUUUCAACAUAUAGAAGUACAGAGCUUAUGAAGAGACACCUCCAGGAAAACACCCAUAGCUUGCGAGAUCCACCAGCUUUUGGACUUUCGUUGAAAUGGAUGCUUGAAAACAUCAUGGCUAAAACACCAGACCUAAAGAAAAAUAAGGCCAUUAUCAUGAUAUUAGCUGGGGAGACAAGCGACUGGGAUAAACAAACCCUGAGGGAAGUUUCUUUGGAAGCCAAGUGUAAAGGUUUUGCUCUGUUUGUACUUUUCAUUGGCAGAACUUAUAAUAAUACUGAACUGAUGGAACUUCCAAGUGCUCCCACAGAACAUCACCUCCUCCAGCUGGGUGAAGUCCACAAACCAAAUUUUGGAUAUGCAGCCAGAUUUACCCGGGCAUUUCUGAAAUCUGUUAAAUUGUCAAUAAACAAAUAUCCUCCACCAGAAUUCAAAUCAAAUUGUCUCAAUGUGAAUGGUAGAAGAACAAAAAGAUUGAUAUGGCUAUGGACCAAUUGGUCCUUCAAGUUUGGACCUCUUCUAUAAGUGAUGCUCGGAUGUGGGGGGAGUUUUAUGCAAAGCACUG
Molecule: messenger RNA, 1720 nt
Organism: Bufo gargarizans (Asiatic toad)
Lineage: Eukaryota; Metazoa; Chordata; Amphibia; Anura; Bufonidae
Product: collagen alpha-6(VI) chain-like
Exons: 13
Coding region: 1-1680 (559 amino acids)
Biological process (GO): extracellular matrix organization
Molecular function (GO): extracellular matrix structural constituent conferring tensile strength
Source: RefSeq, a predicted model, not a curated record